GUACCUCUCGCUCUCAGUAGGAAGAAUGUGGAAGUGAGCAGAGGCGCGCAGGGUGACAGGCUCUUAGUAAACAUAACCCCCUCCCCGUGUGCUGUCACUUUUCUCCCUCCUCUAAGCAGAUAAUCGAGAAGAGAGAUAAAGGCAGUCCGCUAGCAUUUCAGCAGCAACCUUUCAGCUUCCCGGUUGCUUUCGGACAGCUAUGGAAGCUCUAAUGCAUACUCAGCCAGCCUGGCUCCCUUUUACGCGGUGAGCCUGGGAUUCAUUCGCUGCACUGUGUGUGUGUGCGCGUCUGUGUCAGUGAAGCCCUUUCCUCAUUGCACCAAGGAAGAGGGACCUGGGAGAGGUGCGGGGGGAUUGGCAAGAUGGCAGCAGGAGCGAGAAGGUUAUGUGCUUAGAGCUGGAUCGCACCUAGGCGGAUAGAUCACUGGGACACUACGAAUGACAACGGAGAUCUGCUACGACGGGACACGCGAAGCCGCCUGUGUGAGCGGUGCUACUGGGGGAAUGCGGUAAGCAAAGAAGAAUAUCCAGCCGCUGACAGGGGCGAAUCUGUGCUCAGCGGGGCUAUGGGAAGGAUCUAAAGAAGAAGCGUAUGUUCCCUGAAUUGGGGGCCGGUGCUAGCGGCGGGGCAGGACGCUCUAGUGACACAGGCGCAAUCAUCCCCGUGCAUUGUGUGGGCUCGAACACAAAGUCCGCUUAGCUAGGGGCACCCUUGUGGCAAGAGAGUUCACACACCAUGGCAGAAGCCGUGCCUCCCCUCUCUCCGCCCGGGGACGUGGACAUAGACCCGGACUUCGAGCCGCAGAGCCGACCUCGAUCGUGCACGUGGCCCCUGCAGAGACCAGACUCCCAGGGUAGCCCGGGUAAGUCGAAUAGUGGUGCGGGGGAAGCCGGAGACUCGUCCUCUAUGAUCCCAGAAGAGGAGGAUGAUGACGACGAGGAACCUGGUACUACAGCCACUGUGCUCGGGACAGCGGGGGACAAGGGGACAGUGGUGCUACUGAGCGCCGGAGAAUCGGGACAACUGACCGUGCUGGCCUCAUCUGUUGGGGGGGUGGAAACGCUGCAGGCUUCACUUGGGGUCGGAGGAGCAGGGGGUGCCCUGAGCGGUGCAACGGGACAACAGAGGAAAUGUUCAUCCCGCAGAAAUGCCUGGGGCAACAUGUCCUACGCUGACCUUAUCACUAGGGCUAUCGAGAGCACCCAGGAUAAACGACUCACCCUAUCCCAGAUUUAUGAUUGGAUGGUCCGCUCCGUGCCCUACUUUAAGGAUAAGGGAGACAGCAACAGCUCUGCAGGCUGGAAGAAUUCAAUCCGGCAUAAUCUGUCACUACAUAGCAGGUUUAUUAGAGUUCAGAAUGAGGGCUCUGGCAAAAGCUCUUGGUGGAUGAUCAACCCUGAAGGAGGAAAAGGGGGAAAGGCACCAAGAAGACGGGCUGUUUCAAUGGACAAUAGUAACAAAUACACCAAGAGCCGUGGGAGAGCAGCAAAGAAAAAAGCAUCCUUGCAGGCAUCUGCUGAUGUUACAGAAGAUAGUCCUUCACAGCUGUCAAAGUGGCCAGGUAGUCCCACCUCACGUAGCAGUGAUGAACUUGAUGCCUGGACAGAUUUUCGAUCUCGUACAAACUCUAAUGCCAGUACUAUAAGUGGUCGUUUGUCUCCAAUUCCAGCUACCACUGAACUUGAUGAUGUUCAAGAUGAUGAUUCUCCCCUGUCCCCUAUGUUAUACAGCAGCCCAGGUAGUUUGUCCCCAUCCAUAAGUAAACCAUGCACAGUGGAAAUGCCAAGAAUAACUGAUAUGGCUGGAACUCUGAACUUAAAUGACGGAUUGUCGGAGAACCUCAUGGAUGACUUGCUGGAUGACAUUUCUCUCACUUCUUCACAGCAGCCAUCUCCCGGUGUCCUCAUGCAGAGAAGUUCCAGCUUUACAUAUGGCACUAAGGGCUCAGGCAUUGGCUCUCCAUCUAAUAAUACUUAUAACAACACUGGUAGCUUCAACUUUCCCUUGACAUCUCUACGGCAGUCUCCCAUGCAAACGAUCCAAGAGAACACGCAAGCUACAUUUUCUUCCAUGAAUCAUUAUAGUAACCAGUCCUUGCAAGAUCUGUUGAAUACAGACACUCUCAGCCACAGUGAUGUGUUAAUGACCCAGUCUGAUCCGCUCAUGUCACAAGCCAGUACUGCGGUAACUGCUCAGAAUACCAGAAGAAAUAUAAUUCUGAGAAAUGAUCCUAUGAUGUCCUUUGCAGCCCAGUCUAACCAAGGAGGAAACUUGGCUAAUCAAAACUCGCUGCACCAGCAGCAAUCUCUUAACUCUUUCCAAGGUGGCAGCCGUGCCUUGUCAAACAACUUAAGCAACACUGGUUUAAAUGACAGCAGCAGCUUGGACUCAACCAAACACCAGCAUCAGUCCUCAGUGAGUCAUUCUAUGCAAACCAUCUCAGACACGCUUUCAGGAUCCUUGUACUCCUCAGGCGUGAACCUUCCAACACUGGGACAUGAAAAGUUUCCCACUGAUUUGGACCUGGAUAUUUUCAAUGGGAGUUUGGAAUGUGAUAUGGAGACCAUAAUUCGCAAUGAUCUCAUGGAUGCAGAUGGGCUGGAUUUUAAUUUUGACACCCUCAUCUCGGCCCAGAAUGUCACUCUAUCUGUGGGCAGUUUCACUGGUGCUAAGCAGACAUCAUCACAGAGCUGGGUGCCAGGCUGAAGAAAGCCUAGGAGGACAAGAAUUGCCAGGCUUGGGAACUGACAAAACCCCUACAAACAAAACCCUUUGCCAAAACUGCUGUCAGCAAGAGGACAGUGAUACUGUUUACAGCUUAUGACCUUUUUUGUGAAACCUGCAUCAUUUUUCUCACCUUAAACAAAGACUGUUAGCAGAAUCCUCUCACACCCCAAGCAAAGGUCCUGGAUUUUUCCUUUUUCCUUUUUUUUCAAGUAUGCAAAAUUGACUACAUGGGAUGAUAAAAGUACCUGCUGUGGAGACUGUGUACUAUAUUCUCCUUUUGUGAACACUCUGUAGCCUGUUAUGCAGUGGUGUUAGUCUGUUUGCAGCUUCUAGGGUCUGCCUUGCAUUGCAUAACCCCCUGCUCUAGAGUGGUUAAUGAUAAACAUUGUGUUAACCUUUGGGGUAUGCUAUUUCAUUUUAUGUAAUACAUAUUUCUCUUAUUUCUAGCUUUCUCUGGCAGAAAUAUUCUGCUAGGCCUCAACCAUUCACAUAAGCUAACAAAUGUCUGCUGCAUCCAUCUUUUUGUCAUGCUGGAAAACACAACUGCCCAAAUGAAGACUUUCUGUGACACUAUCAUUUCCGUUUGAAACCAGUUUGUAUUGCUUUGAAAAAAAAGUGAAGACACAUCAGGGAUAAAUAUUUUGCUGACAUUGUACCUAAAUCCAUGUACACUGCUGUAUUUUACUAAGAUUUCCUUUAAGUAGUGUAAAAAAAAAAAUCCAUACUCUAUUCUCAUGCAGUUUGUUCAGGUUGUUCUUUUCCAUGAUUUUCGUCACCAAAUGCACCAUCAGAAAUACAAAUCUCCAGUCAAUCUUUUAGCUAUUUUAUAUGUUUUACUGACCUAAUUGAAAAGUACUGUACUGAGUUGUUUAGUUUGGUUUUACAUGGGUCUUCCAUAGAACAUUCAAUAUGGAUCUAUCUGCCUUACAAGGGAAAAAACCUGCCUUACGCCAACUGGAGAUAUUUUGCUUAGGGUGAUAGGUAGUGUCUGAUGAUGAACUUACAUCAUCAUAGGUGGUCAGAGUUUAUCAUAUGUGGUUUAGUGGCAGGGCAGGUUGGGGAUUGAGUGGAAUAUCAGGGUACCCAGAGGAAAAACCUUUUCCCAGAGACAAAAGGCUUUUAAGUUCUGUAGUCUCCAUCACUAAGCAUAGGACUUCACACAGGUAAUGCCACCUAAAUCCCAGAGUGAUUGCUGCCCUCUACUCUCUUAAGUAUGUUAAUAAUUUAACCCCACCCGUGUGCAAGUAAUUUGUUUCACUUCAACUCAUAAAAACCCUAUACUAGCAUACUAUAACAUGAAGGUGAAGUUAUCUAAUUUUAGAUUUUAAAAAAUCCAUUGGUGCUAAAUAUGGCCCUUAUGUACCCAUCUGCAUGUUUUGUUUUGUUUUUUCUUUUUUGUUCUUGAGGGUAAAAGGGGUUGUGAACAAAAACAAUGGUACAUUAUUAUUAUUAUUAUUAUGAUUAUUGUUAUUAUUAUGAAGUACAAAAGCUUUUAAUUUACUAAUGCAUUCAUACAGUGCUUCUCAAGAA
Molecule: messenger RNA, 4258 nt
Organism: Xenopus laevis (African clawed frog)
Lineage: Eukaryota; Metazoa; Chordata; Amphibia; Anura; Pipidae
Gene: foxo3.S
Product: forkhead box O3 S homeolog
Exons: 3
Coding region: 737-2707 (656 amino acids)
Biological process (GO): regulation of DNA-templated transcription; regulation of transcription by RNA polymerase II
Cellular component (GO): nucleus; mitochondrial matrix; cytoplasm
Molecular function (GO): DNA-binding transcription factor activity, RNA polymerase II-specific; DNA binding; sequence-specific DNA binding
Source: RefSeq, a predicted model, not a curated record